AUGAACACGAGCAACACAGCAGGAAAAGUAAUAAAAUGCAAAGCAGCUGUGCUAUGGGAGUUAAAAAAACCCUUUUCCAUUGAGGAGGUGGAGGUUGCACCCCCGAAAGCCAAUGAAAUUCGUUUUAAGGUGGUGGCAAUAGGAAUCUGUGGCUCUGAUAACAGUGUGGUUGAUGGAAAAGUGCCCAUGCCUCUUCCUGUAAUAGUAGGCCAUGAAGCAGGUGGCAUUGUGGAGAGCAUUGGAGAAGGAGUGACUACAAUCAAACCAGGUGAUAAAGUCAUUCCAUUCUAUGCUCCCCAGUGUGGAAAAUGCACAGUUUGUAAACGCCCAGAAGGCAAUAUCUGCUCAAAAUAUAACACAACUGUGUAUCAAGGGACCAUGCAGGAUGGCACCACCAGGUUCACUUGCAGAGGGAAGUCCAUCUAUCACAGCUUUGGCAUUGGGGCCUUCACUGAGUACACAGUGGUGGAUGAGAUCUCAGUGGUCAAAAUCAAUGAAGCUGCACCUCUGGAGAAAGUCUGCCUCAUGGCCUGUGCAUUUUCUACUGGGUAUGGAUCUGCUGUCCAAGUUGCCAAGGUCACUAAAGGCUCCACCUGUGUCGUGUUUGGCCUUGGAGGAAUUGGCCUGUGUGUAAUCAUGGGCUGUAAGUUAGCUGGAGCCGCCAGGAUCAUUGGCGUGGAUAUCAACAAAGACAAAUUUGCAAAGGCCAAAGAAGUGGGGGCCACUGAGUGCCUCAACCCACAGGAUUUCAAGAAACCCAUCCACGAAGUGCUGACAGAAAUGAGUGGUGGAGGGGUAGACUUUUCAUUUGAAGCUGUUGGUCAAUUUGACACCAUGGUGUCAGCCUUGGCAUGCUGUCAUGAGGCAUACGGUGUAAGCGUCAUGAUAGGAGCACCUCCUGGUCCCAACCUUGAGAUGAACCCAUUGUUGCUACUGACUGGACGCACCUGGAAAGGAACAAUUUUUGGUGGUAUGGAAUCACAAGAUGACUUAUCAACAACCUCCAUUAUGCACAUGGCAUAA
Molecule: messenger RNA, 1023 nt
Organism: Elephantulus edwardii (Cape elephant shrew)
Lineage: Eukaryota; Metazoa; Chordata; Mammalia; Macroscelidea; Macroscelididae
Product: alcohol dehydrogenase E chain-like
Exons: 8
Coding region: 1-1023 (340 amino acids)
Biological process (GO): retinol metabolic process; retinoic acid metabolic process
Cellular component (GO): cytosol
Molecular function (GO): all-trans-retinol dehydrogenase (NAD+) activity; zinc ion binding
Source: RefSeq, a predicted model, not a curated record